CGCUGACGUAAAGUGGGGAGUGCACAAUCUGAGGAGAUACAUAAACUCUUUGACGCCGCCGUUCCUUCAAUCCAAAGCUUCCCUGAAAUUCUAGCGGUCGUUUCUUGUAUUUGGAAAUGGAUAAUUCCCUGCCUCUGUUGUCCGAUAGUGCCGAAGAUGUGGCCACGUCUUCCAGCUUUCGACAGUUCCAGCUCCCACACUUCCACCUCGACCUGGACGUCGAUUUCCAGCAGAAAAAAUUGCGGGGAACCCAGACGUUGCAGCUGAAAUGCAUCCAGGACUCACAGAAAGAGCUGCUGCUUGAUAUUCACCCCUCACUUGGGGUGCAAGAAGUCUCGCUCAGUCACGGGAAAGACUCGUCGGAAUGGGUGAAAGUGGAGUUUCUUACACGAGAUUUUUCAAGUUACGGCUCGACACUGAUUGUUAAAUUCCUUUCGCCGUGGAAAAGCGAAGAUGAAUUCCGCGUAUCGAUCAAGUAUGAGGCUACGGACGGACCCGGGAUGUCGUGGCUGGAACCGGUUCAGACAUCGGAGCGAAAGCAGCCGUUCCUGUACACCUGUGGUUUCCCGGUCCUCAACAGAAGCGUGUUCCCGGGCUUCCACACGCCCCGGGCGAAGAGCACCUACUCGGCCGCGGUGCAGGUGCCGGAGGGCUUCACCGCGGUCAUGAGCGCCAACAAGUGGGAUCGCAGGAAGACGGACAACAGCUUCCUGUUCACCAUGGAGCGGCCCAUCCCCUCUUACCUGGUGGCCCUGGCGGUGGGGGACCUGGUCUCCGCUGAGGUGGGACCCAGGACUCGGGUGUGGACGGAGCCAUGCCUGUUGCAGGAUGCCAAGAAGGAGUAUGAUGGGGUGAUCGAGGAGUUCCUGACCACAGCUGAGAAUCUGUUCGGACCGUAUGUGUGGGGAAGGUACGACGUGCUCUUCAUGCCGCCCUCCUUCCCGUUCGGCGGCAUGGAGAACCCCUGCCUCACCUUCGUCACGCCCUGCCUGCUCGCCGGCGACCGCUCGCUAGCCGACGUCAUCGUGCACGAGAUCUGCCACAGCUGGUUCGGCAACCUGGUCACCAACGCCAACUGGGGCGACUUCUGGCUGAACGAGGGCUUCACCAUGUACGCCCAGCGCCGCGUCUGCAGGGAGCUCCACGGUGAAGCAUACACCUGCCUGGAAGCCGCUACAGGGAUGGCGCUGCUGCGUCAGCAUAUGGACAACUCCGGGGAGGAUCAUCCACUCAACAAACUGCGCGUCAAAAUCGAGCCGGGUGUGGAUCCUGACGACACAUACAACGAGACGCCGUAUGAGAAGGGCUUCUGCUUCGUGUCCUACCUGGCUCACCUGGCCGGGAGUCAGAGCCGAUUCGACGCCUUCCUCAAGGCCUAUGUUGACAAGUUUAAGUUCUGCAGCGUGAUCGCAGAGGAUGCCUUGGGGUUCUACUUGGAGUAUUUCCCUGAGCUGAAAAAGAAGGGAGUCCAUAAAAUCGAAGGUUUGGAGUUUGAGAAGUGGCUGACUGUGCCGGGCUGGCCGCCCUACCUGCCGGACCUCUCCGCUGGGCAGGACCUCAUGGAGCCGGCCGAGCGGCUGGCCAGCCUGUGGGGGGCCGAGCCCCUGGAUCUGGGCGCCAUCUCUAAGGCGGACAUCCGGCCCUGGAGGACCUACCAGACCGUGUACUUCCUGGAGAAGAUCACGGAACUGUCCCCUUUGCCUGGAGGCAACAUGGAGAAGCUGGUGGAGCAGUACCCCCACAUCGUCAACUCCAGCAACGCAGAGCUGCGUCUGCGCUGGGCCCUGAUCGUGGUGAAGAACCAGUACCGGCCCGGAUACCCCCAUGUCCGGACCUUCCUCCGCUCCCAGGGGAAGCAGAAGUACACGCUGCCUGUGUAUCGAGCUCUGCAGAGUGGGUCGGAGGAGACCAGAGCCCUGGCCACAGAGAUAUUCUCCGCCACCUCGCAACAGCUCCACGCCAACGUUCGCAACUACGUGAAGAAGAUCCUCGUCUGACUGCUGCCGAGGAAACCAAAUGCAGCACGCACACACAAAGCGCAGCGCGCUUACCCUGCCCGCCAGACGCACUCCGGCUGAACCGCCAUUUUAUAUUCACGAAGGCACAUUUCCAUGGCAAUGUUGGGGUGUAACGUAUCCAAUAAAAUGGAAAAUGAUUUCUCA
Conger conger (European conger) is the source of this 2162-nucleotide messenger RNA. It is a transcript of the gene rnpep, whose product is annotated as arginyl aminopeptidase (aminopeptidase B). The coding region runs from base 117 to 1997 and encodes 626 amino acids. NCBI's taxonomy places the organism in Eukaryota, Metazoa, Chordata, Actinopteri, Anguilliformes, Congridae. Gene Ontology annotation, molecular function: metalloaminopeptidase activity; zinc ion binding. The record is from RefSeq and is a predicted model, not a curated record. Gene Ontology annotation, biological process: proteolysis. The transcript has 11 exons.